Anneissia japonica is the source of this 547-nucleotide messenger RNA. RefSeq names its product storkhead-box protein 1-like. Gene Ontology annotation, molecular function: RNA polymerase II transcription regulatory region sequence-specific DNA binding; DNA-binding transcription activator activity, RNA polymerase II-specific. The coding region runs from base 140 to 532 and encodes 130 amino acids. The transcript is spliced from 2 exons. Gene Ontology annotation, cellular component: nucleus; cytoplasm. Lineage: Eukaryota; Metazoa; Echinodermata; Crinoidea; Comatulida; Comatulidae. Gene Ontology annotation, biological process: positive regulation of transcription by RNA polymerase II. The record is from RefSeq and is a predicted model, not a curated record.
AGUACCGAGUACUUGCAGAUCGAGCAAGCGGUGGUAUUAUUAGGGGGAACGAGGAUUUUAUGACAGGAAAUAGCAGCAAAGUUAUGGAACAGGGUUGAUGUAUAUUGUAAAGAUUACUUGGUAAUGAUCUGAAAAAACAAUGGCUCAACGAAACAGUGCAUCAGAACUGCGACGGGGUGGUAAAUGUGUUACUGUAACUGGAGGUUCUAUUGCGAUCCUUUUAGCCCCAGUAACCAGUCGAGAUGAUAGUGACAUCGGGCAGAAAGCGUCCCGUCGUGGGACUGGCCGUGAUGUCUUUCGCGACUUUCAGCGUGAGAAUAAACUUAAUUUAUGGAACAAACCGCUCGCAGAAUCCAUGAGGGAAUUAACUUAUUUAGGCUGGUUUGAACCUGGAACAUUAUUCGUGCAAGGAACAGAAAAGGGACUGGAUGGUCUACGAGAAGCUUUCUCAAGAAGAGUACUAAAGCCACCGAGGAACUUCACAAUCCAUAAUCUUGAAUAUCUUACAUUGAUUAGCCCGGAUCAAGUCUAGAUUGUACUGUAGAGA